This is a messenger RNA of Microthlaspi erraticum, 1863 nucleotides long. The record is from the annotation of a GenBank genome assembly. Lineage: Eukaryota; Viridiplantae; Streptophyta; Magnoliopsida; Brassicales; Brassicaceae.
AUGAGCAUCUGCUCUACCUGGAAGCCAUGUUCGCCGGAGAAGUCGGCGGUGAAGACACACUCUAGGCUAUGGCGGAAUCAUCAUCGUCGACCCUUUUCUCUUCUUUCAAUCUUCAACAUCUCUUCCUCCAAACCUCGCCGCUCCAGUUUUCCCCUUCUUACACGACCACCCAUUAACCUCCCUCUCUCUCUCAAAUCAAGAACUCACCAUAAUUUAUCUCCUCUCGUUACCUUUGUUUCCCAAACUUCGGAAUGGGCAGAGGAAGAAGGCGAAGAUGCUUCCGUCGCGGUUGAGGAAGCCAAGUUGUGGGAUGGAGUAGAAGAAGACACGAGUGGGACUGAGGAAGACGGUGGUGGGUUUCAAGAGCCACCGGAAGAGGCUAAACUGUUCGUCGGAAACUUGCCGUACGAUGUUGAUAGCCAGGCUUUGGCUAUGCUCUUUGAGCAAGCUGGUACAAUUGAGAUUUCAGAGGUUAUAUACAAUAGAGACACCGACCAGAGCCGCGGAUUCGGUUUUGUAACAAUGAGUAGCGUUGAGGAAGCAGAGACAGCCGUUGAGAAACUCAACCGCUAUGUUACAGGAGGAGAAAGCUAUGGAAGCCAUAAAAGACGCUUUGCGAGCUCUACGGAAGCGUCAUCUUCUGGAAGAAGGAGCUCACGCUCCGGCGAUUUCUGCUCUGCUCUCUCUAAACCUAUAAUCUCUCAGGGAUCAGAAUGGAAGGAGAAAACAGAGAAGCUGGAGAUAGAGCUACAACAAUGUUGCAAAGCGCAAUCCCGAUUAUCCGAGCAACUCGUGAUAGAAGUAGCUGAAUCAAGAACAUCAAAGGCUUCUUUACAAGAGAAGGAGUUGUUAAUUAACGACAUGGAGACGGAAUUAACCGAAACAAGGGAAAAGUGUACAAAUUUACAAGAAGAGUUAGAGGAAAAGACCAAGACUUUGGAUUUACUUAUCGCCGAGAACAAGGAAGUCCGAUCUCAGCUAGAGGAAAUGACAGAUAGAGCUCAGAAAGCAGAGUCUGAGAAUAAAAUGUUGAUUGAUCGGUGGAUGUUGCAGAAGAUGCAAGACGCAGAACGUCUUAACGAGGCAAAUGCUCUCUAUGAAGAAAUGCUAGCGAAGCUUAAGGCCAAUGGUUUAGAGAAUCUUGCUCGGCAGCAAGUUGAUGGGAUCGUGCGGCGGAACGAAGAUGGAACGGAUGACUUUGUUGAGUCAACGAUUCCGUCAACAUGUGGACACCGUAUCCAUGCUCAUGAAGUGGUUGUGGCUCAAUCAUCUUUGAAUACAACUCUGGUACUCUCUUCACCGGUGGAUAAGACCGAGCUCCAUAACACACGACAACAAGUCCCUGACCGCGGCAACCACCUCGAACAAUCUCUUUGUGUGGAUGUUAGCUCCGGUAGGGUGCGCCACACUCUCACAGGCCACACGGAUAAAGUCUACGCCGUGGACGUGAGCAAGUUCUCGAGCCGGCACGUCGUCAGUGCGGCUUACGACCGCACCAUAAAGCUCUGGGAUCUGCAGAAAGGCUACUGCACUAACACGGUGCUCUUCACCAGCAACUGCAACGCCAUGUGCCUAAGCAUAGACGGGCUCACGGUUUUCUCAGGCCACAUGGAUGGGAAUCUCAGGCUAUGGGAUAUACAAACGGGGAAGCUUCUCUUUGAAGUGGCUGGACAUUCCUCCGCUGUGACCUCGGUCUCGUUGUCACGUAACUGGAACAGGAUCUUGACGAGCGGGAGUUUGGAGAUUUGCGGGACAUUGAGAGCGUCGGGAAACAGAUUGGCGUCGAACUGGAGCCGGUCGUGUAUAAGUCCGGACGACGAGUACGUGGCCGCGGGAUCUUGGGAUGGGACGGUGCAUGUAUGA